Molecule: messenger RNA, 384 nt
Organism: Exserohilum turcica Et28A
Lineage: Eukaryota; Fungi; Ascomycota; Dothideomycetes; Pleosporales; Pleosporaceae
Exons: 1
Coding region: 1-384 (127 amino acids)
Biological process (GO): regulation of DNA-templated transcription
Molecular function (GO): DNA-binding transcription factor activity
Source: RefSeq, a predicted model, not a curated record
AUGAAUCAGCAGAAGAGAUCCCCGCCCUACGAGGGCCACUCGUCUGGCUCAGAGGCCAGACAACUCACACCCGGUGCGAAGAAGCGUCCCUCGAGGGCCGGUACACGCAGCGUUACCACCCUUACUGCUGCCCAGCUGGAGAGAAAGAGAGCCAAUGACCGAGAGGCACAGCGCGCCAUACGCCAGCGAACAAAGGACCACAUCGACACGCUUGAGCGUCAAGUGCGUGACCUCACAGCCCAGCUGGAGAACAACUCUUCGACCAAGAUGAUGGACCUGAUCAGACGAAACGAGGAGCUCGAGCAAGAAAAUGCCGUCCUCCGUGCACGCCUAUCGCAUGCCGUUUCUACCCUUGGAGUCCCAGAGCAAGGCGCAGGUACGUAA